Molecule: messenger RNA, 1022 nt
Organism: Xyrauchen texanus (razorback sucker)
Lineage: Eukaryota; Metazoa; Chordata; Actinopteri; Cypriniformes; Catostomidae
Gene: smn1
Product: survival of motor neuron 1, telomeric
Exons: 9
Coding region: 82-930 (282 amino acids)
Biological process (GO): mRNA processing
Cellular component (GO): nucleus; cytoplasm
Molecular function (GO): RNA binding
Source: RefSeq, a predicted model, not a curated record
UCCGCAUAUUGCUUACAACAUCAGUGGCGCAUGCUGCACUUGAAGUACAUUUAACUACUCGGUUGUAAAUUAAACAUUCUAAUGGCAAAUGGAGCGGAAGACGUAAUAUUUUGUCGAGGAACGGGUAAUAGUGAUGAUUCUGAUAUUUGGGAUGACACAGCUUUGAUUAAAGCAUACGAUAAAGCAGUUGCGUCGUUCAAGAACGCAUUGAAAGGAGAGGAUAAUGUGACAACGAACAAAACAAAUGAACCUGGAAAGAAGCGUAAAAACGGCAAUAAGAGUAAAAGCAGAAAGAGAUGUAACGCAUCGCCUGAUAAAGAGUGGCAAGUUGGGGACUCCUGUUAUGCAUUGUGGUCUGAGGAUGGUAACUUGUAUGCUGCUACCAUUUUAUCAAUCGACCACGAGAAGGGCACCUGUGUCGUCUUUUAUUCAGACUAUGGCAAUGAGGAGGAACAGAACCUCAAUGACCUACUAACAGAAGCUUCGGACUUGGAUGAAGAAACUCAAAAAGCAGCAGAUGUACAAGUCAAAGAGACUGAGUCCUCGACAGAGGAGAGUGAUAGAUCUUUUACACCUCACCAGUCUGGUCCUCAGAAGCAUAAAUCUAAAGUCAGAUCACCCAUGGGGCCUCCAUCUUGGGUUCCUGGCUUCCCUCCUGGACCCCCACCAGGACCUCACUUCCAUAAGUCGGAUGGCAGACGAUCACAAGGUCCUGGCCCUUUCUUCCCUGGAUGGCCUCCCAUGAUUCCACGUGGUCCCCCGAUGAUCCCACCACCUCCACCAAUGAGUCCAGACACCCUGGAGGAUGACGACGCCUUGGGAAGUAUGCUUAUUUCCUGGUACAUGAGUGGCUAUCACACAGGAUACUAUUUGGGUUUGAAACAAGGUCGUAGAGAGGGUGCAACAUCUAAGAAGUCCCAUCACAAAUAAAGACUUAGGGGGCAGAAUAUGAACGUGAUGGUGCAGCUGACUUGAAUACAGAUUUUUUUGUAUUGUUUGUAAAUAAAUGAAUUCAAAGUUAU